Messenger RNA from Nelumbo nucifera (sacred lotus), 432 nucleotides. The record is from RefSeq and is a predicted model, not a curated record. NCBI's taxonomy places the organism in Eukaryota, Viridiplantae, Streptophyta, Magnoliopsida, Proteales, Nelumbonaceae.
AUGUACUUCGAUGGAAGUGCAUUUGGUAAUCCAGGUGAAGCAGACAUUGGAGGUGUUUUUAGAAGGAGAGAUGGCAACAUUAGUUGGGUUUUCAGUGGACCAAACGGGGUUGCUUCUUCAACAAAGGCUGAAAUCUUGGCAGCCCUAACCGGUAUCCGGUUAGCAAGAGACGGGUAUUCGAACUUCACCAUAAAAGGAGACUCUGCUAACGGUAUUAAUUGGUUAGCUGAACCUGACAGUGGCCCCUGGUCUUUAGCUCACUACUUGACUGAAGUGAGAGACAUCCCUUCUACUUUGAAUGUUCACUUAGGCUGGAUCUCUAGGGAGCUAAACACUGUAGUUGAUGGCCUAGCAAAGGCUGGUGUUCACAGGGAUUACCUGUUUAGUGAUAACUCUUUUCCUGAAGAUGUUGAGCAGCGAAAGAGGCAUUGA